CUGAGCAACUUGGAGAGUCCCUAAGCAACUUAUCAAGAUCCUGUCUCAAAAUAAAAAAUUAAAAGAACUAGGUAUGUGGCUCAGUGGUUAGGUGCCCCCUGGGUUCCUUGCCUGUAAACCCACCAGCAGAAAAAAAGUUUCCAGACAUUAGCAAAUGUUCAUAUCACCCCCGAGAGAACUUCUGCCCUUGGAGACUGCGAGCUCGUGGUGGCGGGGUCAUUCAUUCUCCUCUUCCCUACUCCAUGCCCGGAGUGAAGAAAACUCGGGGCCCAUAGAUGCUGAGCUCUAAGGUGUGUGGAAUGAUGAACAAGACUCCAAUGUGUGAAGAGCCUGGCUCAAGGAGAUGAACUGUCACCCUGUGGCACCGUUUGAGCAGAGACUGGGAAUCAGGAAUGAUGGCAGAAAUGCAGUUGGAGGCAGGAAGGCAGACCAGGAAGAGGGCACAGCCUGGAUGAAAGCACAGAGGGCUCAGAUGGGCCUGGAGAGCACAGCACUGCACUGGGCCCAGGGAGAGCCUCAGGAGGAGGAGGACAUCCCAGGAACAUGGAACAGCUUGGGCUACCACUGCAGGGAUCAAGUGGGACUCUUCCCUGAUACUACACAGUCAUUCUCUCUGCUGGGGCCUGAGGCCAAUGAAACUCCCACUGGGGGAGGGGACAAUGUAUCUUCCAAGCUCAGGACACCAGGCUCAGCUCACAUUGAGGGUCAGGUGGCUGGGGUUCCCUGCUCUGAUCAUGGCCCACAUAGGGAGUGCUCACACACCUCAACGGGACACGAAAACACAAGCCCAAGCCACCAGAAGGAGCCCUGGCUGGCAGCGACUGGGACAAGCAAGAGGCAGAUGGUGGUUUUGGAUACAAUGUGUGGGCCAUGGGGAGAGGUAGGCAGCCUGCAGAGGGGCUGGCCUGGAGAAGGCUCCAGAACAGCCAGGGCCAGGGGUCGGGUGUGGUUGGGGGGCGCCCCCUGAGCCAGCAGGCAUCCUGGAGAGCCUUGGCACCCAGGCUGCUGAGCCAGCACAUUGUUCUGUGUACAAGUCACCUCCUUGCCUCCUUCUGUCCCAUCCCCCAUCUCCCUCCAUGUCUAAAUUCUUCCCAAACCAAUCCAGCCAUGAGGCUGUCAAG
Messenger RNA from Ictidomys tridecemlineatus (thirteen-lined ground squirrel), 1121 nucleotides. The record is from RefSeq and is a predicted model, not a curated record. NCBI's taxonomy places the organism in Eukaryota, Metazoa, Chordata, Mammalia, Rodentia, Sciuridae.